Pseudocercospora fijiensis CIRAD86 is the source of this 1757-nucleotide messenger RNA. RefSeq lists its product as uncharacterized. The transcript has 3 exons. Bases 13 to 480 code for a protein of 155 amino acids. NCBI's taxonomy places the organism in Eukaryota, Fungi, Ascomycota, Dothideomycetes, Mycosphaerellales, Mycosphaerellaceae. The record is from RefSeq and is a predicted model, not a curated record.
AGCAGAGCAGAAAUGGCAGCAAAGCGGCUCGCCAACGAGCUCGGCGCGUACAAUCGCGAGCCUUCGCCGGCCCUCUCGCGCCUUGAGCCUGCCAGCGACCAGGACAUCUUCCACUGGUCUGCGGUUCUGAGAGGGCCCGAGGGGACCGCGUACGAAGGCGGUCGAUGGCACCUUUCAAUCGCCGUACCCCAGCAGUAUCCCAACACGCCUCCCGCCAUACGAUUCCAGACGCCCAUCUGCCAUCCCAACGUCAACUUCAAAACAGGAGAGAUCUGCCUCGACCUGCUCAAGACCUCGUGGACGCCAGCGUACGGCAUCGUGAGCACAUUGGAAGCAGUACAGCAAUUGUUGAGUGCGGGAGGAGAGCCGGAUAGUCCGCUCAAUAUCGACUUGGCCGUGCUGCUGAGAGAUGGUGACCUGGUGGGGGCCGAGGCACUGGUGAGAUUCUACACACAAAUGCUCGCUGUCCCGCGGCCGUGAGCAGAAAGAUGUAAUCCCAGCUCCUAGUCUCACGUGUAGCGGCCAACAGUCGGCCAGCAUGGCCGCCACGCGACAUUGAACGACCAACCUCGCAAUCGCUGUCCGGCGCGCACUCCUUCCCGGCCUCCUUUUUCCGCUAUACUGUCUCCUUGCUCCUAGGCAUGUUUGAGUCGGCCAUCAGCCCUUCACUCCUUCUCAUUGCAUCAAUGUGGUAUCGAAGAAGCGAGCAACCUCGAAGAGUUGGCUUUGGGUACAUUGGCGUAGGCUGUGCUACUAUACCGGAUCUCUGAUGUCGUUCGGCUUCCAGCAUUAUACGAGCGAUCGGUUCACUUCUUGGCAGAUCAUGUUCUUGGUCGUUGGGUUCAUCACAAUUGGUGCCGGUCUAUUAGUCAUCGCGUUUAUGCCGGACAACCCCAUGAGCGCCAAGAGGCUCACGCACGCAGAGCGUGUGGCAGCAGUGAAGAGAUUACGAGAAAACCAAACGGGUAUUGAGAACAAGAUAUGUGGGCGAAUCACGAGAAUCUACAGCUGCUAACGCAGGCUCGGACAAGACAUUGAAACCAUAUCAAGUCCUGCAAUGCCUUGUGGAUCCGCAAACAGCAUUACUCUUUCUCAUCACGACUGCAGCAUCCAUUCCGAAUGGAGCCGUUGGCAGUUUCCAAUCGAUUCUAAUCAAGUCAUUCGGCUUCACGAACAAAGAGACGGCUCUGCUUCAGAUACCCGGCGGAGUCAUCGCUGUCAUCAGCGUUCUCACAGCAACCUGGGCAUCAGCACGCUGCAAUGCUCGAGGGCUCAACAUAAUGUUCUGGAGCGCCAUUGGUGGCCUGCUUGGAGGUGGCCUCCUGGCCUUUUCUUCUGAUGACAACCGCGCUAGCAAGCUUGCGGGCAACUAUAUCACGCAUGUCGUCGGUGCAUUUCUGCCUUGUGCAUACUCCUUUGCUGCAGCAAAUACCGCUGGCCACACAAAGAAAGUCACUAUGAACGCAUUGCUUCUAAUGGCGUUCUGCUUGGGCAACAUCCUUGGACCUUUGACGUUCCGAAACGAGGAUGCCCCAUCUUACACUCCUGCCAAAGUCAUGAUUGUUGCCGUCGAUUCUACCGCCAUCGUCUUCUCGAUCGCCUUGCUGGGUUGGUAUUACCUCCAGAAUCGAAAGCGGGAGAGGAACACUGCAACAGUACCUCACAUGCCUGAUUUUGAGUUUGCGGAUCUCACGGAUCGUGAAAAUCCACAUUUCAGAUAUAGUUACUAGGAAUCGAAAAUCUACAUGCCGUUCAUU